AUGCCAGCCAUUUUGUCGCGAGUCGCUCCACGCAUCAACUAUGUCGGAUCCCGACUCAUGGCCUCCGCCGCCAGAUUGGAAACCGUUCCAAGAGAGGAGAUUCACAAGGAAUACGACAGAAAGAAGACUUUCUACCACAAAGACCUCGAGAUUCAACUUGCCAGCCCAGCUCAAUUAAAGACCAAGCCAUUAGACCCAACCAAGCUCAAAUUCGGACACACCUACGCUGACUACAUGAUGACCUGCGACUGGGAUGCUGAGACCGGAUGGCAUCAUCCAAAGAUCGAACCAAUUGCAGAACUCAAAAUUCAUCCAGGAGCAAAGGUUCUUCAUUACGCCAGUGAGCUAUUCGAAGGAAUGAAGGCCUACCGUGGAGUCGAUAACAAGAUCCGUAUGUUCCGUCCAGAAAUGAACAUGGCUCGUAUGAAGAGAACCGCCAUCCGUGCUGCACUUCCGGACUUCGACUCCGAGGAGAUGAUCAGUGUGCUUACCGAGAUGCUUCGUUUGGACCAAGAAUGGGUUCCAAACUCAGAUGUCUGCUCGCUUUACAUGCGUCCAACACUCAUCGGAACAGAUCCAACUCUUGGAGUCGCAGUUUCCACUGAAGCCAAGAUGUUCGUGAUCACUGGACCAGUCGGAGCCUACUAUUCAACUGGUUUCCAACCAGUCAGCUUACUCGCCGACUCUCGUUUCAUUCGUGCUUUCCCAGGAGGAGUUGGAGCAUACAAGAUGGGAUGCAACUACGCGCCAACUAUCUGGGUUGGAAAGGAAGCCGCCAGCAAGAACUGCCAACAAGUCCUCUGGCUCUACGGAGAGAACGAGGAUCUCACCGAGGUCGGUACCAUGAACAUUUUCUUGUUCUGGAAGAACGAAGAGGGAGAGAUGGAACUGAUCACCCCACCACUUCAUCGCGGACUCAUUCUCCCAGGAGUCACCAGAGAUUCAGUUCUUCAACUCGGAAGAGAAUGGGGAGAAUACAAAGUCACCGAACGUACAUUGAACAUGGAAGAAGUCAAGAAGGCGUUGUCCGAGAAGAGACUCUACGAGAUGUUCGGAGCAGGAACUGCUUGCGUCGUGUCCCCAGUUGGAAAGAUCCUCUACCACAACAAAGUCACAGAUGAGUACGAAGAGCUCCAGAUCCCAACCAUGGCCAGCAAAUACGGAGUUAUGCAAAAGUUCUACAACACAAUCAACGACAUUCAGUACGGGCGAAUUAUCAAGGACGGAUGGAUGCGUGACAUUUAA
Molecule: messenger RNA, 1245 nt
Organism: Caenorhabditis remanei
Lineage: Eukaryota; Metazoa; Nematoda; Chromadorea; Rhabditida; Rhabditidae
Exons: 6
Coding region: 1-1245 (414 amino acids)
Biological process (GO): L-leucine biosynthetic process; L-valine biosynthetic process
Cellular component (GO): mitochondrion
Molecular function (GO): branched-chain-amino-acid:2-oxoglutarate transaminase activity
Source: RefSeq, a predicted model, not a curated record